Vanessa atalanta (red admiral) is the source of this 1724-nucleotide messenger RNA. RefSeq lists its product as uncharacterized. NCBI's taxonomy places the organism in Eukaryota, Metazoa, Arthropoda, Insecta, Lepidoptera, Nymphalidae. The coding region runs from base 55 to 861 and encodes 268 amino acids. The transcript is spliced from 2 exons. The record is from RefSeq and is a predicted model, not a curated record.
GUAGUGAUACAAUUCUCUGUGCUCUUUUUGUUAUCACGAUAUCGAAUAGUUUUAAUGAAUACAGUUGUUCUUAAAAACAGUAAAAUAAAUAUAGCUAUCACCAUGACAGAUUCGAAAGUGUAUUCUUCUUUGUUUGCACUAGUAGACAGCCAUUUAUCCAAAACCAGCGUACAAGACAAUGGCGAAGAUACUGGUAAUCAGACCAUUAAAAAUAAUCCAUUUAACAAUGUUCUUGAAAGUAAUUCAGAAACUUCGCUACUCUCGCAACCACCUCGCAGAUUUCCCAUAUCACCUUUCGACACGAGAGAGAGCCCCAUUGUAAAUGUUUUAGCUCAGCAAGUAACAAAUAUGCUCAAAGCUAAGGAAAUAAAAAAACAAAAACAAGAAAAGCUUAAGUUAGAAGAAGAAUUGAAGCAACUUCAAAUAGAAGAACAAAAUAAUACAGUAAUAGAUUUAAUGAAGGCUAUUCAAACUCCAUACAAACCUGAUUUUAUUUCACAUGAUGAAGAAACUCUUAGUAAUAGCAGUUCUUGUGAGUCAUUGUUUAAAUUGAAUUUUAAAGAUUGUGAUGAUGAUGAACCAGAAAAAACUAAAACUCCAGAGCCUUUGCUACCAUGUACAACAGAUAUGUCAUAUAUACUGAAACAAAAAUUCAAGAGAGAUAAAGCUUCUUCCUUUGGUAGAGUUGUGACAUCACGAUUACGGCCAGUCGCUGCACCAUAUUUAAGGCAAAUAUAUCCAACAAGAAUUAUUAGGUUCGCUUUUAACACCCCUUCACCCUGUGAUAUAAUUAAAGAAAAAUUGAGAAGGCCAACGAUGUCCACUACUUACACAAUUAACAAUUUGGAAGACUUUCAAUGAAUUAUAAUGCAAAAUUAUUUAACUUCUAAGCAAUUAAUUGGCAACCAUAAUAUUAUUAGUGAUACCACAUUAAUAUUUAGAAAUUGAAUAAUUUAUUAUAAAUUAACAUUUAAACAUUUACAAUGUACUGUUAUAUUAUAACAGCCUUAUGCUGAUAAAACUAAAUGAUGCUAGAAAUAUAUGCUAUCAACCUAUAGUUGGGAAUUUUUGCAUAGAUUUCAAAAUAUGAUAAAACUACACUUUUCUUGUAUUAACAUUACAAUGUUAGCUAUUUGUGACAUAUAGUUAUUUCCUGAGGGCCUCCGUUAAAGCCUGGAGUCUUGAGAUAUUCUCAGAAGCCACCCAAUGUCUGCAACUUUAUACUCUGGCGCCUUAAGAAGCCAAUGUAGCUGUUGGUUCCUAUGCUUGAUGUCUUUCUGGAUAUUUUGGUUUGGCGUCCCAUCAAAUUAUGAGAGAGCACUUUUAGUUGUGCACUGUAAUAUGUCCUGGCUAUUUUGUGUCUUGGGAUGGCCACGGUGACUGAAAUCAGUCAGAACAAAUCAUGAUAGUUAUUGUUAUUUAUAAAUUGUUAGUGUAGUGAUGUGAUUUAUGUAGGAACUGUUUAUUGUUCCAAGUAGUCCUGAAUUUUAUUAUUGAACUACAAGUAUCUUAAUACAAGUUUUGUAAAAUGGAUGAACUGCAUAUUUGGAUAUCACUGUUCAAAGUGAUAACUAACAAAACAUUUAUACUUGUGCCUGUGAACAAGUAGGAACUUUAUUUAGGAUAAAUAUUAUACAAUAACAAGUAGUAUAAGUUUUAUGGAAUGACUCAAAUUUAAUUGUAAAAAUACUUUAAUUUUAUUGCCUAUUAAAUAUAUAUAUUGU